GCUCCUUUGUCCCUCUAGGCUCUGAUAUGGGUGCAGGUGACAAAUGAGCUGAAGAAAUGAUCCGCAGAGGAAUAGGUUUGUGGCUGCCUUCAGCUCUGCUCCUCUCUCAGGUCCCAGGCUGUGUCCCUCUGCAUGGCCCCAGCAGUGUGACAGGUACUGUGGGGGAGUCCCUGAGCGUGACUUGUCAGUAUGCGGAAAGACUCAAGAUGAAUAAGAAAUACUGGUGCAGAGGGUCACUUACUCUACAUUGUGAAGAUAUUGUCAAGACUGGAGGCUCAGAAGAAUCUAGGGAUGGCCGAGUGUCCAUCAGGGACGAUCCAGACAACCUCACCUUCACAGUGACUUUGCAGAGCCUCACCCUGGAGGAUGCAGGCACCUACAUGUGUGCGGUGGAUAUACCAUUUACUGAUCGCCCCUUGGGGAUUGAUAAGUUCUUCAAGGUUGAAUUGUCUGUGGUCCCAGGUUCAAGCCUUUGGAGCAGUACAACAGUCCCAGAGACCAUCAGAUCCUCACUGGUGUAUACUCAGCCCAGUGUGACCACAGAAGACACAAUUACUGCUCCCAGCCCACGGCCUCGGUCCCUUCUGGGCAGCCUCUACUUCUGCAUCCUGGUGUUUCUGGAGUUGCCCCUGGUCCUGUGCAUGCUCUGUGCUGUCCUAUGGGUGAACAGGCCUCAGAGGUGCUGUGGGUGACACAGCAUUGGGCCCUGUCAAGAGUAACAGUGAAGUCUGUUGACAUGGAGGCCAUGUCCCUGGAUGCAUCACCUCUGGUGGCAGAGGACAACCAGUAAACCUGUGUUCUUGAGAA
Rattus rattus (black rat) is the source of this 807-nucleotide messenger RNA. RefSeq names its product CMRF-35-like molecule 4. The record is from RefSeq and is a predicted model, not a curated record. Gene Ontology annotation, molecular function: transmembrane signaling receptor activity. The transcript is spliced from 4 exons. Bases 57 to 692 code for a protein of 211 amino acids. Lineage: Eukaryota; Metazoa; Chordata; Mammalia; Rodentia; Muridae. Gene Ontology annotation, cellular component: plasma membrane.